AUGGGCCUGCUGGAGACGACGCGGCUGUCGGGCCCCACGAGCGACCUGGUGAACGUGACCGCGCACGAGCGGCCCUCGAUGUGGGACUUGUACUUGCACCACUGCCCCAAGUGGCGGCCGAUGAACCACGUGUUCUUCCAAGUGGCGAACGUGUUGUUCCUGCUUUCGUUCCUGGCGCCGCACACGCCGAGCGGGCUGCUGUGGCUGCGUGUGGCCCUGAUGCUGGCGUGCGCCUUCUCCGGCAUGUGGGCGUGGAGCGUCGAGUGCUACCUGGACGCCGUGCUGUGGAACAGUGCUUUCAUACUGAUCAACUUUGUAUAUUUCUCAGUGCAGUUCUAUCUCAUGAGACCUAUUAAGUUCCACAAGGAUAUUGAGGAG
This is a messenger RNA of Manduca sexta (tobacco hornworm), 378 nucleotides long. Its product is annotated as blood vessel epicardial substance-B-like. Lineage: Eukaryota; Metazoa; Arthropoda; Insecta; Lepidoptera; Sphingidae. The record is from RefSeq and is a predicted model, not a curated record. The transcript has a single exon. Gene Ontology annotation, cellular component: sarcolemma. Gene Ontology annotation, molecular function: cAMP binding. The annotation marks the transcript as partial.